Messenger RNA from Candidozyma auris, 4539 nucleotides. RefSeq names its product anaphase promoting complex subunit 1 (gene APC1). The transcript has a single exon. The record is from RefSeq and is a predicted model, not a curated record. Gene Ontology annotation, cellular component: anaphase-promoting complex. Bases 1 to 4539 code for a protein of 1512 amino acids. Gene Ontology annotation, molecular function: molecular adaptor activity. Gene Ontology annotation, biological process: protein K11-linked ubiquitination; metaphase/anaphase transition of mitotic cell cycle; anaphase-promoting complex-dependent catabolic process. Lineage: Eukaryota; Fungi; Ascomycota; Pichiomycetes; Serinales; Metschnikowiaceae.
AUGCGUGGGGUGUACUACAUUAGAAAAUUGGUUUACGAAGAAGAUGUCAUAGCUGCUACGUAUACAACAUUUCGAGCAAAUCGCCACAAACUGGAACCUAUCAAAUCAAUUGACGACACUGAGGCUUUGGCGGUGUGUCUAGCGAAAGCGGCCUACGUAUAUUACCCCAGCGGACAAUACUAUGUUGUGAGUUUUCCCUUCACUUUGAAAAGGGCAUUUGCAUUUGAAUCUGGCUUGGUAUUGGAGAGAGAACAAGACUCGACGUCGAGAUUCCCCAACUUAAAUCAGUAUAACACUUCGAGGUUCUUCACUCUAGUGGACCCCAUCGGGGAUUUUCGAGUGGUAACGACGUCAUCAACUUCGGUUCUUACAUCCCAUGAGAGUCUACUCUACUUCCCAAGCUCCGGAAUCAACAAAACAAGGUCCCUUUGUGCAACUUUCGACCAAAAAAGCGGCUCGUUGUCUGUGUACCACAUCAAGGCGUCAUCGAGACACGUUGUUGUGGGAGGAUCCAAUGUCAGAAAACGGAAAAGUCUUGCUUUGUCCACUCCUAUCCCCUCGAAGAAGUCCGAAGAUGAUGUUCUUCAUGAGUUCAAUCACCCCUUCGCAGGAUCCACAUCUCAGAAUAUGGAGAAGAAGCGUACCAGUACCCUUCUAUCUGGUGUCUCAUCUAUUGGACGCAUGGGAUCAGAACCAGGUUUCUCAGACACCGGCAAGGCAAAUACCACUGUUGAGUUAUCUGGGUUGCGUAAAGACAUGAUAUUGACGAAAACUGAUACCAUACCUCUUAAGGCGAAGAGGAAUCAAAUCACUGUCUCUGGACUUUUCUAUCAGGGUGAAGAAGCAGUCAUCGUCUCUGACAAGGCAUCCAAGGAAACGCAAGUAUUUCUUUUCAGACAACAAAAUGGUCAAUUAUCGCAACAUGCCCCAGCCACUGUGAUCAAAUGUCUCCAUGCCAUUCCUUUACAGCACAGUAAAUUUCAUGGCUGGCUACUAGUACUCAAUGAUGAGAAUUCGCUACAAAUGAUUCAUCCAUUUUUAGAUUUGCGAGCGCCGAUUGUCGAUCUCUCUGCUGAAUUUCCACAGAUAGUUGAGCUCACCAGCUCCUACGAGAAUGCUGUUGCGAUGCAUUCAAAAGAUGGUGUGUCUUACAUUGUAAGACUAGUUUUAGAACCCGACAAUGAGUUUGUCAGUACAUGUCUCGAGAUCUGGAAGUAUCUCUCUGGCUCGAAGAUUAGUGAGCAUGUAUGGGUAUUGUGGAGAGCAGCUCUUAAUCUAGAUAACCAUAAGGAUGAAUGGAAUGCCUAUAUUAUUAUGCUACUAUCUUUGGUAUUCCCGUUUGAAGAUGAUGAAAUUUCAGCUGUUGCUGAGAACGAUGUUUCUGUACUUCUUGCUUCGGCCAAGAAGCAUCAUAAAUUUUUUAAUUUUGACUAUUCACUCAUAGAUCUACUACCCUAUAUUGUGGUUGGUUUACACUUACUUUAUGAAGAAAUGAAGCUAAACAUCAUGGCCAAGCAAGACCUUGAAAAGUUGGGAUUGCUUUUAACACAAUUGACAACUUGGAUGGGCUGGCCCGAUCUGUGGACGACUUUCUACGCCGUGAAUCAUACAUACAUUGACCGGUCGACCAAGCUUUUACUGACAGUAUUGCUCUAUGCCCCGCCAAGUCUUUUUGAGAGUCUCAUCUCUUUGUUCGAAAGCAAGCCGUCUCGAUAUCCCAAGUUUUCGCAACUCGUUGAGGAGGGCGACGAGGUUAACACCAGAAUUACCCCAAAGACUCAAACAAUUCUUCAUAUAUUCGAACUUCUUCUAUCCCCCGAGCCUGCGAGGGCUGUCGUUAAGACUCUAGCUUCUCAUGGCGUCACUGCUGCUGAUUUGGAGACACUUCCAUUGGGCAUAAGUAUUCCCAUAAAAGAGUGCCUUCUUCAAUGCCAACUGGAACCGGAAUUUUCCUCGGAUCCUUCCAUCCUCGAUCUCAUAGAUAGAAUGGACUUGAGCAUGGCGCUUGAUGAGGAUUCCGAACUUCACUAUGAUACUGGUACGGGCCGACUAAGUAAUGAAAAUAUUGAUAAAGGCGUUAUGAAAAGCUCUAAUGCGUUGAUUGAUGAGCUUUUUGAGACCGUCCCCGAUGAAAUUGUCCCAAGUGUAUCUGACCCUGGAAGAUCGCAAGUUACCGAGCUUUUAUUCGACAAGGAUCGAAGGUUUUAUGAAAUUCUUAAUCUACUCAACCACACUAAAGUACAGAAUACCAGUUUAGUCACCGAUGAGGAGAUGAAUGAGUAUGAGUCAACGCUUUUGAAGCGAGAGGUUGCUUCACUAGUUGCACUUCGUACUUUGACGCUCCCUCUAGGCAGGGCUGCUUUAUUUUAUGAGGAGAACAAGCCGUUGCCGAUGGAGAAAUUAUCAAUUCCGGAACUCAAUCUUUGUACUAUCAUUGCACCAUCAAUGUCUACGAUUAAACUAAAUGAAGAUCUGCUUCCAUCUCGGCUCUACGAUUGGGGUUGUUUUCAUAACGGUGCGUCUUCAGGACUCAGCGUAAAUCGAAAGACAGAAGGUAUCACGGGAAGCUGGGCAUUUUAUAAUAAGCCAGCCGAAAAUUUUGCCCAGCAUGCUGGGUUUUUGCUUGGUCUAGGUUUGAAUGGUCAUCUUAAAAAGUUGGAGGAAUGGCAUAUCUAUAAUUACCUCGGACCAAAGCAUCCUUUGACAAGCAUAGGUCUACUAAUUGGUAUGGCUGCUAGCCUCAGAGGCUCGAUGGACAAUAAGCUCACAAAAGUUUUGUCAGUUCAUGCUGUCGCCUUAUUGCCUCAGGGGGCCAACGAUUUGAAUGUCCCUAUCAGAGUGCAAUCUGCUGGUCUCAUUGGUAUUGGUCUUGUUUAUCUCGAAACUAGACAUAGACGAAUGAGCGAUAUACUACUCUCUCAAGUAAAUGGUGCUGUUUCUCAUAUAGAGAACGACGAGGAAUGUGAGGGAUACAUGUUGGCAGCGGGUUUUGCUCUAGGUUUCAUAAAUCUAGGUAAGGGUGAUGAUUUACGAGGCAUUAAUGAUACUCAUGUGGUUGACAAGCUCCUUUCCAUAUCCACUCCAAUAAAGGACUCUCAGUCAGAUAACGAGUCAAGUAAGUCCGGGUCCGCUGCAAUUAUGGCGUUAACAUUUAUGUAUAUGAGGACUAGGAAUCAGGUCAUUGCUGAUAAGCUUGAGGUGCCAAGUCUGGAGAAUCUUAUUGAUUAUAUCAGACCAGAUCUUCUUAUGCUUAGGACUGUUGCAAAAAAUGUUAUACUAUGGGACAGCAUUGGUGCAACCAACCAAUGGGUUGAGUCUCAGAUCCCUCAGGCGUACAAACUGAAACACUACUAUCUCCAUUUUGACACCCUUGAUAGUGAUCAAGUGGGCUACUAUAAUGUGUUAGGUGGUGCAUGCUUGUCAAUGGCAUUGAAGUAUGCCUCUUCUCAGAAUUUACAAGCUAGAACAACGCUUCUCACCUUGCUUGACACAUUCAUGUCCAUUACAGAAUCUCCCGCAAAGAACUACGAUGAGGAAAUUGCUUUAAACUGUGCAUCUCAAAUUCAAAAUGUAAUGGCGAUCUCUGUUGCUGUGGUUAUGGCUGGCAGCGGUGAUUUAGAGGUCUUCAGGCGCUUGAGAGUUCUUCAUGGGCGCAUAAGUAAGACACAUCAGUUUGGAAACCACAUGGCUGUGAACAUGGCUCUCGGAUUUCUUUUCCUUGGAAGUGGCCAAUAUGCAUUUUGCGACUCUAACUUUGCUAUUGCUUGUUUGUUGACAGCUUUGUAUCCAGUGUUUCCUGCCGAAGCGAAUGAAUAUGAAGUUCAUCUUCAAGCAUUGAGGCAUUUUUGGGCAUUGGCCGUUGAGCCUAAAUGCCUCAUAGUGAGGGAUGUGACUAAUGGACAUCCGCAGAAGUUACCAGUGACAAUUGUAAUGAAGGACGGCUCAAAACGAGAGACUUCUGCCCCACAACUCCUUCCGCGGCUUGAUACAAUUGCAUCUAUUGAAGUUAAAGCACCUGAGUAUUUCAAUGUGAAGAUGGCUCUUCUGGUCAAUUCGACAUAUGUUGAACAGUUUCGAAAGUCACUUACAAUUUACGUCUACAAGAAAUGCAAUUACGAACUUCUCAAGACAACUGUCACAUCUCUUCUAAAGAACGAGAGCAGGAGCUUGCAAGUUGCAAACAAGGAAAUUGCAGUCAAUAAAAACCUCGAGAGUUUUUUGAAUACAAAGCUUAUGAGUCCAUUGACAGAUUUUGAAAAGCAAAUCUAUCUCUAUGAGAGCGGGGACAAAGAUAUGUUCAGCAAUGCCGAGGCAUUCGCAGGAGGUCUCAGUGUGUUCAAUAUGAUUGCCAACAAGAUCGACCUUAAUUUUAUGGCGACACAACCUAAGGAUGUUCAAGACUUACUCAGUCUUAAGCUCCUCUUUGCCUACACAGAUCAUGUUCUCGAAGACGACUUGCACUUUGUGAGCCACCAGUUUAUUGAACAGCUCAAGCAGCAGCUCUGGGAAGUAUCGGCUGCGAACGCUAGCGAAAAUUAG